This is a messenger RNA of Penicillium maclennaniae, 3975 nucleotides long. Its product is annotated as serine/threonine-protein kinase. NCBI's taxonomy places the organism in Eukaryota, Fungi, Ascomycota, Eurotiomycetes, Eurotiales, Aspergillaceae. Bases 1 to 3975 code for a protein of 1324 amino acids. The record is from RefSeq and is a predicted model, not a curated record. The transcript is spliced from 6 exons. Gene Ontology annotation, molecular function: ATP binding; protein serine/threonine kinase activity. Gene Ontology annotation, biological process: protein phosphorylation. Gene Ontology annotation, cellular component: cytoplasm.
AUGAUAUCUCGCUCUGGUGAUGUGAGUGAGGGGCAGCGCCCCCUCACCCCCUCCAGGACGCCCGGCACGCCAAUGAAGCCGCGAUUGGCUCGAGUGCAAACAAGCCCAGCCAAGCGCGAGGAGAAGAUCAAAGACGAUAAAGUGAUUAAGUCAUCCGCGAAGGAUGUUGCGGAGCUGAAAGAUUAUCAACUCGGCGAUUGUUUGGGGAAAGGUGCAUUUGGAUCGGUCUAUCGGGCGCUGAAUUGGAAUACCGGAGAGACUGUUGCCGUGAAGCAGAUCAAGCUGACGGAUCUUCCCAAGAGCGAGCUGCGUGUUAUUAUGCUGGAAAUUGACCUCCUAAAAAACCUCGAUCACCCGAACAUUGUCAAGUACCAGGGAUUUGUGAAGUCUGUUGAAACUCUGAACAUCAUCCUUGAGUACUGUGAGAAUGGCUCACUACAUUCGAUCGCAAAGAAUUUUGGCCGAUUUCCAGAGAACCUGGUCGGGUUGUACAUGUCUCAAGUUCUUCAUGGCCUUCUGUAUCUCCAUGAACAAGGUGUUAUCCAUCGAGAUAUCAAGGGUGCCAACAUUUUGACUACGAAGGAGGGAUUGGUGAAAUUGGCUGAUUUCGGCGUGGCGAGUCGGACGACUGGCUUGAGCGAAUCGAGCGUCGUCGGUACUCCCUACUGGAUGGCCCCCGAGGUCAUUGAACUUUCAGGCGCAACUACCGCUUCCGAUAUCUGGAGUUUGGGAUGCACGGUCAUUGAGUUGCUGGAGGGAAAGCCACCCUACCAUAAUCUCCAACCCAUGCCAGCGUUGUUCCGCAUUGUCAACGAUGACCACCCUCCACUUCCACAGGGGGCCUCGCCGGCUGUGAAAGAUUUUCUGAUGCAAUGCUUCCAGAAGGAUCCUAACCUUCGUGUCUCUGCGAGAAAAUUGCUUAAACACCCUUGGAUUGUCAAUGCGCGCCGGACCGAUUCCGUCAUCCCCAAAAAAUCCACAGAGUACGAGGAGGCUGUUAAGAGCGUUCAAGAGUGGAAUGAGGCUUUGCGAUCACCUAAUGCGGGGACCUCUAGGAGAACAAGCAAAUUUGACCCAAGCACGGCUUCCCUCCCUGGUGGUCGGAAUACCUCGCUGGUAGAUACCUUGCCCUCUCCCACCUCAAUGAAGACGGCUGAUCGGUUUCGAUCGCCCGAAUCUGCUGAAGAUGACAAUUGGGACAAUGACUUUGCCACUGCGAUAUCUCCAAGCGCUCUUCAACUGCCUCACCUGCGGCCGCAUGACAAUUUUGGUGGUAUGCUGUCAUCAGAACGCCUAAAGGCCUUUGCAUCGCUUGAUGGGACCAUGAUGAGACCAGAUGAUAGCUUUGAUGAGUUCGAAGAUGCUCUAGAGAACGACUCACUGCAGACAAUACGGCCGCUGCCCUCCAGGUCAUCAGCUGUCGAGCCAACAAAAUCUCAAAGUCCAACUCGACGCCAAUCCGGCAGACCCCAAGCAUCUGCUCUGCAGAAUGUUCCUGUUUUAACCCAAAAUCCCGUACCCCCAUCGCGUCGAGCUCGUCCUGCUGUUCUUUACAAGGAAAAUUCUGUCGAGGACUAUACGGAUUUGAUCGCAGCAAACGAAGAUGUCUUGGAUUGGAAACUUGGUCCCAUUCAGGAACCGGAUGAAGACCCUGACUCUCCUACUCACGGGGGAUACAAUGCAAUUGACGACGGUAGAAGUGGGCAACAUCCCCAGUUGCGCAAACAGCUUUCUGUGAAGCGGGACCGACCUACAAUUGAAAUUCACAAAUUCGCAGAGAACGAGAACGACGAGGACUUCUCGGAUAUCAUUGGGGCUGAUCAAGUCGCUCUGGACAAGCCGGAGAGCGAAAAUGGCUCUGACAAUAGCACCCUGAUGCUGAACUCCAAGUUAUCUAAUAAUUCAUGGCUCGGAGACCAGGAUGAUGACGACGACCCCUUCGCGCAGUUAGAAGAGGGCUUUGAUGAAAUGGAUCUGGAAGCUAAUAUAGCGCGUGACAAGUAUGCACGUCUACGUAACCAAGUUGAGAGCUUAGUAGGCUCUUUGAAAACAUCCCAAGACGAGGAUGUCCUGGCAGAGAUCUCUGAGCAGCUUCUCACUAUCUUCUGUGAUCUUCCAGAGACGAAGAAUAUAAUCAUGAGUGCUCAUGGAAUGCUGCCUAUUUUGGAGAUUCUGGACACGUCCCGACACCGGGAUAUUGUCUUCUGCUUGCUCAGAGUCGUCAACGCUAUCAUCUACGAGGACUACGAAAUUCAGGAGAAUUUGUGCUUCGUUGGUGGUAUUCCCAUUGUUAACGAGUUUGCUUCGAAGAAGUACCCUCGUGAGAUUCGACUUGAAGCUGCUGCCUUUGUGCAGCAGAUGUAUCAAACUUCGACUCUGACACUGCAGAUGUUCGUCAGUGCUGGUGGCCUGAAUGUUUUGGUCGAAUUCCUUGAAGACGAUUACGAGGACGAACGCGAUCUCGUUUUGAUUGGUGUAAACGGCAUUUGGAGUGUGUUUGAGCUGCAGGGCUCAACCCCGAAGAAUGAUUUCUGUCGAAUUUUGUCGCGUAACUCUGUUCUUGAUCCUCUAUCUCUUGUUCUCAGUCGUGUUCUGGAUGAAGACGCCGAGGUAGCAGAAGUCAUCGAGGGGCGCAUUGCGAAUAUUUUCUUCAUAUUCUCGCAGGCCGAGAAUCAUGUAAAGGAAAUGGUGGCUGAGCGAACAGUCUUGCACCGUGUUUUAAAAGAGUUGCGACGAAUGUCACCUAUCCACCAGAUUACCAUGCUCAAGUUCAUCAAGAAUCUUUCCAUGCUUUCGACCACUCUAGACUCGCUGCAGAAUUCCAACGCCAUCGAUGUGCUAACCGAUCUGCUACGGUCGACAAUGAAACGGGUUCACUUUCGCGAGGUCUCGAACCAAAUUCUCAACACUAUUUACAACAUGUGCCGUUUGAACAAGUCCCGACAAGAAGACGCCGCACUCAAUGGUAUUGUACCAUUGCUGCAGAAGAUUGUCAAUACAGAGCGACCUUUGAAAGAGUUUGCCCUCCCCAUUCUCUGUGAUAUGGCACAGUCUGGAAAGGUUGGCCGUCGAGAGUUAUGGCGGGAUAAGGGACUUGCCUUUUACAUCUCUCUUCUUGCAGAUCCCUACUGGCAGGUGACUGCUCUGGAUGCUAUCUUCACUUGGCUCCAAGAAGAGACUGCUAAGGUCGAGGAGCACCUCCUGGACAAUCGCCAAGACAAGAUGUCUUUCACUGAUGCCAUCGUGCGAUGCUUGACAUUGUCGAAAGCGAACUCAUUUGAGAACUUACUCGAGCCUCUGCAAAAGCUUCUUCGAUUGAGUCCCCCGGUGGCAUCCACACUUGCGCGUCCGGAUCUGUUUACCAGACUCGGUCAAAAACUCCACCACAAUAAAGCUGCCGUUCGAUUGAACCUUCUGCGUAUCAUUUCGAGCAUUUGCGAUUCCAGCGAGCAGCAAGGCGGUCUGCUCGCCACUUAUGGCAUCUUGGACGCCAUCAGAGAACUUGAAAACGACCCAGCCAUUCUAGUCAGAGACAUGGCCGGAAAGCUGAUUCGAUCAAGUGACCUGAGUGAGUCCUACGGCCUCAAGCGCAGACCUACAAGCCGGAGGAAGAGCACCUCUACGACCCCGCCCAAUCCUUUCUCCGGCUCAACUCCCUCAACCCCAUCCUCGAACCGCACAAGCCAAUCUAGAGCAUUCCUCGAAGGCCAAGCCACACCCCGGCAUCCACGAAACGCCCUCAGCGGCUCAUCUCUGGCCUUACGACCUGGUAGCCGGGACGGCGCUCCUUUCAUCUCUGAACCCUGCCAUGAACGGCUUAACCGGCAGUGCGGUGCCACGAACGCGUCUCUCACGGGGCAUAUCCUCCAACCGACUCUCGCAUGUCGAGUUACUGGACGACGAUGGGAAAGCACCCAACUCACUCAGUCGUCGACCCUCAGUUAUUCCACGGCGGCGAAAACCUACCAUUGCUGA